Messenger RNA from Metarhizium brunneum ARSEF 3297, 996 nucleotides. RefSeq names its product Short-chain dehydrogenase/reductase. NCBI's taxonomy places the organism in Eukaryota, Fungi, Ascomycota, Sordariomycetes, Hypocreales, Clavicipitaceae. The record is from RefSeq and is a predicted model, not a curated record.
AUGGCCCAACUAUUCUGGGGUGCCUUUGCCCAGUCGUUCUUCAUCCCAAAGCCAGUUCUUACAGAAGAUAACCUGCCUGACCAAAGUGGCAAAGUACAUAUAGUAACGGGAGGGUAUGCUGGCAUUGGGAAGGAGCUGAGCACUAUUCUCUAUCAGCAUAAUGCCGUCAUUUAUAUUGCUGGAAGAAAUGAGGAAAAGGCAACGACUGCCAUUGAAGAAAUCAAGGCGCAAAACCCAGACUCCAGGGGCAGACUUGAAUUCUUAUCGCUAGAUCUCUCUGACUUGACCACUAUCAAGCCAGCCUUGGAGGAAUUCUCUGCACGAGAGAAGCGACUCGACGUACUGGUCAACAACGCUGGAGUCAUGAUGUGCUCCAAGGAUGCCAAGGGGACGCAAGGCCAUGAGCUUCAACUGGCUACCAACUGCUUAGGGCCAUUUCUCUUCACCAAGGGUCUCGUUCCCAUCUUGAAAGAGACGGCUCUCGCCAGCCCACCAGGCUCAGUGCGCGUCAUCUGGGCCAGCUCCAUCACCGCCAAUCUGCUGUCACCGGCCGGCGGCGUCAAGCUUGGUGAGGACGAUGCACCACAGACUUCUUCAUCGCAGUCCACGAAUUAUGGCCAAUCCAAAGCCGCCAAUAACUUCUACGCCGCCGAGUUCAGUAGGCGACAUGAAGCGGAUGGUAUUUUGAGCCUCGCCUUCAACCCAGGGAACCUUGCGACCGAGCUGUGCCGCCAUCUUGGGCCUGUCGAAUUAUUGACCGCCAAGAUAGUUAGCCACCCAUCUCGUCUCGGUGCAUACACAGAACUAUAUGCCGGUUGGAGCCCUGAUAUCAAGAUGGAGGAUGGUGGCAUGUUUGUGAUUCCGUGGGGUAGACGGGGCAACGACAUUCUACGAAACGAUUUGCGAGAGGCAAUCGAGGAGUCUGAAACCAAUGAGAAGUCUAUACCUAGACGACUUUGGGAAUGGAGUGACAGGGAAACUGCGCAGUACGCGUAG